GCGAGCAGCGGCGCGAUGGCGGCGGUUGCAGUGUCCGAGGCCUGGCCUGAACUGGAGUUGGCGGAGCGGGAGAGGCGGCGGGAGCUGCUGCUGACCGGGCCGGGACUGGAGGAGCGGGUGCGGGCGGCGGGCGGGAGGCUGCCUCCGCGGCUCUUUACGCUGUCGCUCCUGCAUUACCUGGAGGUGAGCGGCUGCGGGAGCCUGCGCGAACCGGGUCCGGGUCUGGCGCAGGGCCUCCCGCAGCUGCACAGCCUCGUGCUCCGGCGCAACGCGCUGGGUCCCGGCCUGAGCCCCGAGCUCGGGCCGCUGCCCGCCCUGCGGGUGCUGGACUUAUCGGGCAAUGCGUUGGAGGCGCUGCCGCCAGGCCAGGGCCUCGGCCCCGCGGAGCCGCCGGGCCUGCCGCAGCUGCAGAGUCUCAACCUCAGCGGCAACCGGCUGCGCGAGCUGCCUGCCGACCUGGCGCGCUGCGCCCCGCGCCUGCAGACCCUCAACCUCACCGGGAACUGCCUGGACUCCUUCCCCGCCGCGCUUUUCCAACCCGGCGCUCUGCCCCUGCUCAGCGAACUGGCGGCUGCUGACAAUUGCCUCCGAGAGCUCAGCCCCGACAUCGCCCACCUGGCCUCGCUCAAGACGCUGGACCUCUCCAACAACCAGCUAAGUGAGAUCCCAGCUGCACUGGCCGACUGCCCGAAGCUCAAGGAAAUCCACUUCGAGGGGAACAAGCUGCGGGAUAAGCGCCUGGAGAAGAUGGUGCACGGCUGCCAGACCAAGUCCAUCCUGGAAUACCUGCGCGUCGGCGGCCGGGGUGGCGGGAAGGGCCGGGCCAAGGCCGAGGGCACCGAGAAGGAGGAGAGCCGGAAGAAGAAGAGGGAGAAGAAGCAGAGGAAGGAGGGUGGUGAGGGGGAGGAGAAGGAGCUGGAGGCUGCACACAGGCUGCUGCUCAGGGUCCUGCACAUCUCCGAGAACCCUGCGCCCCUGGUGGUGAACGUGCACCCUGAGGUCAGGGACGUACGGCCCUUCAUCGUGGGCACCAUUGUGAGGGGCAUGUACCUGAAAUCCGGAAAUGCACUCAAGCGCUUCCUCACUGCCCAGACCAAGCUCCACGAGGACCUUUGCGAGAAGAGAACAGCAGCGACCAUCGCCACUCACGACCUCAAGGCCAUCCGGGGUCCCCUGCUGUACGGGGCCCGGCCGCCACAGGACCUCAAGAUCGUCCCCUUGGGCCGGCGAGAGAUCAAGGCCAAGGACCUGGUGCGGCAGCUCCAGCUGGAGGCUGAGGAGCAGAGGAAGCAGAAGAAGAGGCAGAACGUCUCGGGCCUGCAUAGAUACCUUCACUUACUAGAUGGAAAAGACAACUACCCCUGUCUCGUGGACGCAGACGGCGACGUGAUCUCCUUCCCGCCCAUCACCAACAGUGACAAGACGAAGAUUAAAAAAACAACUACUGACUUGUUUUUGGAAGUCACGAGCGCUACGAGUCUGCAGAUGUGUAAAGAUAUCAUGGACGCCCUCAUUCUGAAAAUGGCAGAAAUCAACAAAUACACUUUAGAAAAUAAAGAGGAAGAAUCACUCUCAGAUACUGAAGCAGAUACAGUUUCUGGACAAUCUCCGGAUCUCAAAACUAACCAAAGUGCUGACAAAGGUGGGAAUUCCCCCCUGGUCGUAGAACAGGUCCGGGUGGUGGACAUGGAAGGGAGCCUGAAGGUGGUGUACCCUUCUAAGACAGACCUGGACAUCGCUGCCUCGCACGUAACUGUGAUCCGCUAACCAGCCAGGCCCCAGCUUUCAGUGCCAGCAGCUGCUUGUUGGAGAUUUCGCUGCUCGUGUGGCCUGUUUUACAGAGGUUUCUGUGUGGUGAUGUUAAAUUAUUCAUGACCUUUUCACUUCUGCAUUUUUGUAAGCCCCGUGUGCUUGUACCCUUCGCUCAGUCCUUCGGACGGUCCGUUGUUUCUGUGUUGUUGUGUGCCUAAACCGUCUUUCCAGUGCUGAAACGCCAAGCUAAUUGUACUGAUGUUUCUCAUGAAAUUAUUUUAAUGUAGGGAUUACCUGUUCAGGAUGCUAUGAAAUCAUGUAGACACAUGGCAGAGAACCCUCCUCACAGGAAAAUAGACUCUGACUGGUUUGUCUUACUCAGUUCUGGACUGGGAAGCUAAGCGACGUCGUCUUACUGAGGCUCUGAACUCUUUUUCUAUGAUACACACCCGUCUAGAUUUUACUGUGCCGGAAAUAUAGCUCUGAAACGAUGAAUGACAUUUACGUUUUCCAGCUUGGGGUAAACUGUUAUGUUUUUAUUUAAAAAAAAAAAAAAAGGAACAAGAAGGAAACUGUGACUUUAGCAUUGGCGAAGUCAGUUUCCCUGCUGUUGCUGUUCGAAUGCCCUGGGGGUGGAGAUGUGUGGGACCCUGUGGGUAUGCAGCUCCGCCAGUCUGAAUGCAGUGGCAAGUGUAAUGUGGGCUUGCUCCCCACUGCGGUCACUGGACUAGGAGAUGGUGACAAGGACAGUUCCAAGUGUAACUCUCACCCCACAGGUUUUUUUUAAGUUUUUUAAGCCCAAAACCAUAGAGUACAUGUGCCAGUCACGUGGUACUGCUAUAUUUUGUUGUAGAGAUGUCUUGUUUCCGGCUCUCCCAGGUCACAGGACGUCUGUGUCCAUGUAUAUCUGCACGUGGGGCACACGCACACACACCCCUCCCUGGAGCCAGGGUGUUCUGGGGUCACGGGAGACCCAGCCAGUGACACCCACUGGUGACUUUCCUGACCUUGCUGCCUUAAGAUCUGGCUUGAAUAUGACAAACUUGUGUUUUAAUGACAUUUGUUUGUCGUUCCAUGGUUUCUAACCUACAAAGGGUGAUUUUUGUAUUCUGUAAUAGAAUCCAGCCAGCCAGCUUGGUGAGACAUGGGCUGGGCCGCCUUGGCGGGCCUGGACUGGUGACACAGGUCACCUCCAAGCUUCUCUAUCUGUCCACUGGAAGUGACAGUCCUCCCUUUUUUCCCUCUUAGCCUACCAGACAUUGGUGUGUGUUGAUGGCUCUGGCUUGUCAUUUCAUGGCACUGCGGGGCAGUCCAGGCUGCUGGUGGCAAUAGCGUUCAUGGGGUCUACAUGUUCAUUCAGAGCCCAGUGGAGCCCAGAUGGCAUGGCUGCUGCUAUAGGCUGGGACUCUGCCCUGGCAGCUGGCCUGGGGUCAUGGGCAGGUCACUCCCUGAGGUAACUUUGGGUUAUCGUGGGAGAGGGGGAUCCUUUCUCUGCAGGGCCCAGUGCGGUGCGGGUAGGCUGCCCCUCCUGCCGCAUGCCCAGGACCGUGGGUUCCCUUGUACUGAUUGUAUCUGCCCUUGUUCCAAAGAACCUGCCAGCUCUUGAUCCCCUCCUUUCUGAUGCAGCUUGAUUAAGUGUGAGAUUUUGGAGAUGUGUUUAACUUAAAGCAGGAUGCCUCUUGGGCAUUCUCUGUCCACCUGAUCCUGAAAGGCCUCUAAAAAACCUUUAAUAAAAACAUUUCAUCCCUUUGU
Molecule: messenger RNA, 3504 nt
Organism: Loxodonta africana (African savanna elephant)
Lineage: Eukaryota; Metazoa; Chordata; Mammalia; Proboscidea; Elephantidae
Gene: LRRC47
Product: leucine rich repeat containing 47
Exons: 7
Coding region: 16-1767 (583 amino acids)
Biological process (GO): phenylalanyl-tRNA aminoacylation
Molecular function (GO): phenylalanine-tRNA ligase activity; protein binding; RNA binding
Source: RefSeq, a predicted model, not a curated record